Gasterosteus aculeatus aculeatus (three-spined stickleback) is the source of this 2833-nucleotide messenger RNA. NCBI's taxonomy places the organism in Eukaryota, Metazoa, Chordata, Actinopteri, Perciformes, Gasterosteidae. The record is from RefSeq and is a predicted model, not a curated record.
UAUAUGUUAUUAUUUAUAAUGUUAAUGUAUUUAUUCAUAUGAUACUCAAUGAAAUGUUGUUUCCUCGUCUCCUGUCCUCUAACCUUCCCUCGGUGUCUCUACAUUCUUCAGUUGGUGGUUUUUCUCCCUCCUCCUCCCCCCUCCUGUGUGUGUGUGUGUGUGUGUGUGUGUUUGGAUUGAGAUUGAGUUACAUAGCUGUAUUGUGCAAUAGGUGUGUCUCUCUCAGGGAACCAGCAGGAAGUGUGCGUCCCGUUUGCAGCGGUUGGCUGGCAGCUGUUAAGCGUGUGACGUCACAGUCGGAGGUCCUGUUGGGACGCGCUCGGUCUGAUGCACGAACCGGUUUCACUGGAGGAGGAUGAACUAAAAACAUUCUGCAGGAGCGAGUCAGGAGUCCACAAAUAUCUGUUUCAAGAUGAUUUAUAAAUGAGGUGGCGCUAAAGCAGAGACUACGAGGCCAUCACGAUGCUAACGUCACGAUGCUAACGUCACGAUGCUAACGUCACGAUGCUAACGCCAGGAUGCCGAUGUGAUGUAAUCAUCACGCAUAGUCAGUCAUCUUCACCGCACCUCCACUGGACUGGUGGUCUCCAGUCACACAGGGCUGACAUGGAGACACACAACCGGGACCAGUCAAUUUAGAGUCACCAGGUGUCUUUGGACUGAGGGAGUCCCCCGAGAGAACCCCCGCAGACCUGGAGAGAACAUACAGAGUGCACCUAGAAAGAACCCAGGGUUCAGCAAUCGUGGCUCAGCGAUGGUCCCCAAUGUCCUUAACCGACUCUAGAUGUUUCCUCAGGGACCCGAGCAUCCAGGACCGAGGGGGGGGACCCCCUCCCCACGUUUGAUGGUCCCGCCUACCUCCUCCGCAUCAGAGAGGCCGAGUCCCGAUGGCAACCUAGACUCUUCCUCCCGUUCUCCAACGCCGCUCUGAUCCCGGACAUGGACACCGACACUGUGGACCGGGAGGGGUGCUACCACAACCGCUCCGUCGAGUUCUUCUACGAGUUGAGCGCCAAGAACAUCAGCAAGGAAUGGCGGGACCGCGACUACGUCAUCGUCACUUUGGGCAUGACGGUGUGCUUCAUCGUCAUCUUCUCCAACCUCCUGGUCAUCGCCGCCAUUCUGAAGAACAGACGCUUCCACUUCCCCAUCUACUACCUGCUGGGGAACCUGGCUGUGGCAGACCUCUUCUCAGGCGUCUCCUACCUGCACCUGAUGUUCCACACCGGGCCCUGGACCCUCAAGCUGACCAAGGACCAGUGGUUCGUGCGCCAGGGCCUGAUCGACACCAGCCUGACGGCCUCCGUCCUCAACCUGCUGGCCGUGGCCGUUGAGCGCCACCAGACCAUCUUCAACAUGACGCUGCACAGCAAGAUGAGCACGCGGCGCGUAUUCGUCGUCAUGGUGUUCAUCUGGCUGGUGGCCAUCGUCAUGGGCCUCAUCCCCAUCAUGGGCUGGAACUGCCUGUGCAACCUGCCCGACUGCUCCACCAUGGCGCCGAUGUACAGCCGCAGCUACCUGGUGUUCUGGGGCGUCCUCAACCUGCUGACCUUCUCCAUCAUGGUGGCCGUCUACACCCGCAUCUUCCUCUACGUCAGGCACAAGAGCCAGCAGAUGUCCCAGCACACGAGCCAGAGGAGACACCGCGACACGGUCUUCAACCUGAUGAAGACCGUCUCCAUGAUCCUGGGCUGCUUCGUGCUGUGCUGGACCCCCGGCCUGGUCAUCCUGCUGCUGGACGGCGUCGGCUUCGAUAAAAACGUGCUGCUCUUUGAGAAGUACUUCCUGGUUCUGGCCGAGUGCAACUCUCUGGUGAACCCGGUCAUCUACUCCUUCCGGGACAAAGACAUGCGGCGGACCUUCAAGGACAUCCUGUGUUACGUCUGCCGUCGCCACGGCGACCCCCCCGACGGCUCGACCGCUUGCUUCCACACCACGGAACAAGAGAACUAUAAGUCUCGCGUUGCCGAGCCGAUGGACCAGACCAACGGGAUUCUUCUCAUCCGUUCAUCAGAGGACGCCACCACCUCAGAAGCCUGAGCGGGACGCUGCAGACGCACCAGACUGUGACUGGAGGACUUCUGGUGGUUUAAAGAACUCUGGAGACACAAAGUCACCGAGAACAAGAAGCGUCCUUCCAGAUGUCUCUGGUUCUUCUCCCUGGUCUCCCGUUCUUCUUCAUGGUGCUGUGAGGUCCAGGAGGAUCUGCUGGAGAUAUUUGAGUCCCAUUGUUAGUUAUUAAUAUCUCAAUAAGCUGCUUUUCUUCAGUUUUAUUUUAUGCGUAAACGUCCUGUCUGCAAAAACUAAAUGUUGGUCUGCUUGAAGCCAACCUGGCAACCCGUCUUCAUCCGGGCUUUUUAUUCACGUUUCAUUACACUCAUGUUAUGAGUUUAUAUUUGGAUGCUUUUAACAUUUUAUUUAUAUAUAUAUUAUAUAUAUAUAUAUAUAUUCUAUAUAUAAUCUAUGUAUAUGUGUGUGUUCCUGUUAAUCGGAUGUGUUUAUCCCAAAGAGAAAGAGCCCUGAAUCUUCCCAGGAUGCAACAGGAGCUCAGCUGAGCUCGUUGGUGGUCACGCGGUAGCUGUACAUAUCGGUGUUAGUUGUUAGUAGCUGGUGAAAAGCAGUCGUGGAUGUUGAAGUCGGACAGGAAGCUGCCACGUUCACUUCCUGUGGGUCCCUGACGUACGGAGAGAGAAGGUCCUCCUCCCCUGGUCCCUGUGACCUCCGUCCUGAAGGCCAGCAGAGACCGGCUCAAUGUUACGCCAUCAGACGUCCACAAACGUAACGCAAAUAUUGUACCAAAAAACUGCAAAGCAAUAAAAGGCCAUGAACGCGC